Vigna unguiculata (cowpea) is the source of this 2756-nucleotide messenger RNA. Its product is annotated as putative folate-biopterin transporter 8, chloroplastic. NCBI's taxonomy places the organism in Eukaryota, Viridiplantae, Streptophyta, Magnoliopsida, Fabales, Fabaceae. The record is from RefSeq and is a predicted model, not a curated record. Gene Ontology annotation, cellular component: membrane.
CACACAAACAAAUCAAACAACCAAACAAACCCUUCCAUCACACACUUGGGACCCUCAAACCCUCACAAAUUUUAACAUAGAAUCCCUCAAAAAACAACACAUCACAGUGUCACACAGACACACACAUACCAGUUUGUUCUACAUUGUCAUCAUCCUUCACUUCCCAACCAAAUCUCAAUCAAACCUGGAACCCUCUUCAACACUCUCAAAAACAAACAACACUCGCAUAAAUAAAUGUUAAAAAGACUUCAUCUUUCUACAAAAAAACCCACAAUACACUCUUCUAGAUCCCUCUCCCAUUGCCCCUUCUCUCCUCUCUGGUAUAUAUUCUUUCUUUCACCACUUUCAUCUUUUGUUCCACUCCAUACACACACUAUGACACAUAAAAGGUUACCCAUUUACCUCUUUUCUCUCUCUCACCCUCUCAACUCCACAAUCAUCAUGUGUUAACCACUAAAUGUAAAAGCUUUUCUUUCUUUUCUUUCAAAGUUUGGUUUUUUAUCCACUGGGUGGCUGGGUUUUUUGGCCGCUGAACAAGAACAUAAUCAAGAACAUUAGCCAUUGUUGCUUUUUUCACUGGGAAAUUCUGAAUCCCCGAAACCAUGAUUCACGCUGUUUCUUCCCGGAACCCGUUGGUGUGGAACAAGCCAAGACUCUGUAGACAUCGCACAACACCUUCUCUGCCACCUGUGGUUUGUUCCCUGAACCACAGCAACGCCGUCAAUGAGAGACCGACGUUGACGGUGGUGACGAGGUGCAACGCCGUCAAUGAGAGACCAGCAUUGACGGUGAUGACGAGGCGCGUGGUGGUUAAGCAGAGGUACGAGGAUAAAGAGAGGGAGGAUGUUGGGAACAGAUACAUGAUGCUGCUGUGUGGGUUGGGUUAUUGGGUGCAAGGUUUCAGGUGUUUUCCAUGGCUGGCACUGAACUUUCACAUGGCUACCAACCUCAACUUGCAUCCUUCCACGUUGCAGCUCGUGCAGAACACUGCCAACCUCCCCAUGGUGGCUAAGCCACUCUAUGGAAUCCUUUCGGAUGCAAUCUAUAUCAAUGGGGCUCGCAGAAUUCCUUAUCUUGCCAUGGGGGGUCUUCUGCAAAUUCUUUCAUGGAGUGUGCUGGCAUUGGUCCCCAUUGCACAGGAAGUGCUUCCCUACUUAAUUGCCUCUGUGCUUAUUAGUAAUUUGGGAGCAUCCAUUGCAGAAGUAGCACAGGAUGCUCUUGUAGCAGAGUAUGGCAAGAAGCACAAAAUUGGUGGCUUGCAGGCAUAUGCAUUCAUGGCAUUAGCUGCAGGUGGAAUCUUAGGCAACUUGAUUGGUGGUUAUUUCUUACAGAAAAUGCCUCCCAGAACAAUGUUUGCAAUAUUUUCAUCUUUACUCUCUCUACAUCUACUCAUUUCUCUCUCAACAAGAGAGGAAUCUUUAGGCAUAACAAAACUUUCAGGUCAAAAACUUUCUAGGCAAUCCAUCUCAGAGAACAUCAAGAAACAAGUCUCUGAUCUUGUAGUUGCAAUCGGUGACAAGAACAUUUUCCAACCUCUUGUAUGGAUUAUUGGAUCAAUCGCCAUGGUCCCAAUGCUUUCAGGUUCUAUAUUCUGCUAUCAGACACAGUGCCUAAACCUUGAUCCUACAGUAAUAGGGUUGUCUAGGGUGAUUGGCCAGUUUGUGCUUCUUUCAGUAACUGUGAUGUAUAACCGUUUCUGGAAAACAAUUUCAAUGAGAAAGCUGAUAGGCACAGUGCAGAUUCUGUAUGCAUCAUCCCUACUUCUUGAUCUCAUUUUGGUCAAACAGAUAAACCUCAAAUGGGGAAUUCCCAAUGAGGUGUUUGCUCUUUGCUUCUCUGGUUUAGCAGAAAUUGUGGCUCAUUUCAAGCUCCUUCCUUUCUCAGUUUUGUUUGCAAAUUUAUGUCCAAAGGGGUGUGAAGGAUCUCUCACAGCAUUUCUUGCAUCAGCUCUGUGUCUGUCAUCAAUAGCCAGUGCCUUUCUGGGUGUUGGAUUGGCCUCUUGUCUUGGUGUUACAUCUGGUGAUUACUCAGGCUUGACAAUGGGAAUUCUUGCACAGUUUCUUGCAGCUCUAGUGCCAUUAAGAUGGAUUCAUUCUUUACCUAUGUCACAAACUGUUGAGAGGAGAAGGAAAAGAAGUAUGAGCAGAAGGGCACGUAGAAACAGAAGAGUUGGAAAAGUUGUGCUUGGUUCUGCUAACAUCUACAGACGUGAGAGAGAAUAAGAGUCACAUAGGUGAAGCUAAUGCACUGCUUCAAUGGUUAUGCAAUGAUGAAUGGUAGUUCUUGAGUUCAUCCACAAAUUCAUCAUCAUCAUCAUCAUGGACCACAAGAUGAUUCCUUGGACAAAUUCAUUUCUGCCACAAAACUAGGAUUUUUGUUCGAGUCCAUAUUCUCUGCUGGUUUUAUUCUUGCUAUCCUCUACUGAUCAUUAAAAAUACACUAUGAUACUUUAGAAUAUUUUUUAGUAUAUUUUAAAACAUCAUAAGCAGUAUCCAUCAUUAGUGUAUUUUAAAGAUACAACUACAACAGAGAGACAACACAUAAAAAACUAAUAGAGAAUCCAAAUUCUGAGUUCUAGGUCCAACACCUGAACCUGGUCAUAGGUGGUUUUUGAGCACACAAUGAUAUGUUAUUUCUUGAUUCUGCCAUCUCACUGAUAUGUUUUCUAAUUACCUGAUGGUUGUUUACAUGUUCAUAUCAGCAACAGUGAAACUAUGUUAACUAGUGGUAAAUACUUAUCUGGUUUUUAAUGUUCA